AUGCGCACAGGUAGCAUGCCGUGUGUCAACGGCGGGACGGGAGGCCAGACAUUCCCCUGGGGCCAGAGGUUGCACCGGCCCGCCUGUGCGACAUUCCACAUCGGGGCAUGCGGAUCGCAGCAGAAGGCCUUGCUUUCCCUUCGCUGCUCCAUCUGCCGCGCCAGUGGAGGCUCUGUGCCGGCGCCUCAUCUCGUCAGUGUAGACAUCCUUGUCCCGAGCUCCCGGCUGUUGUGGCCGACGAACCGUUUCGAGCCAAGGGGCGAUGACCAAGGGAAGGCUGGAGGCAGGCAGGGCAAAAAGAACGAGAACGCCAAGCCUCUUGAUCCUGACCGAUGCCCCCUGCCUGGGGUCACCGCAGCAUCUCAUCAAUAUGCGAGGCCGACGUGGACGGACAGCUGGGCUGCCAGGUCGCCCGAUGCACGUCAGGGUCUUGUUAUACAGGGGCAUCCAUGCAUUGAGUUUAACUACGCCGCACAUGUCAGUCGGUCUCUGUGCGCUCAAUGGAUCAUGGCCAGCCACGGCCACUGCAUUUGA
Molecule: messenger RNA, 534 nt
Organism: Purpureocillium lilacinum
Lineage: Eukaryota; Fungi; Ascomycota; Sordariomycetes; Hypocreales; Ophiocordycipitaceae
Source: RefSeq, a predicted model, not a curated record